AUGAAGCGUCCAACUUCUUCUUCUCUAUCGUAUAUCCUUCCUGCGUUAUCGCUGUCCUUUGUCCCACCAGGGGUGUUUGGAAAACCAAUUUCUCGCACCACUAAGUGUACUCAGGCUCAGCAUCCUGGGCCUAGUAACCCCAGCUUUGAGACAGGCGAUCUCACUGGAUGGCAGGUGCUGAGCGGCACCGCCUUUGGCAAUAGCUCCGUCACUGCUCUGACCUCGUACUGGGGAGGCCCCUUCAACCAGAAGGGGAAGUACUUUGUCGAUAGCUUCGUCGCCUCUGGGGACCCUGCCAUUGGGCAGCUCCGGUCUGAAUCUUUUCGUGCGAGCUCGUAUCUCAGCUUCCUCAUUGGCGGCGGCUAUGACCCCGUUAAUCUCUACGUUGGCCUAGUGCGCGACAGUGACGGGGCCCUUCUGGUUAGCCAAACUGGUAUGAACGAUGAAGCACUUAUUCGAAUCAUCUGGGACACCUCGGCGUGGGCCGGCCAGAACGUGCAUCUGCUCGUGUACGACAACAACAGCGGCUCAUCGUGGGCUCACAUAAACAUCGAUGAUGUCCGCACUGGAUGCAAUGCCCUCCAGGACGACAAUGGCCUUACCUUUACGGUGUUCGGCGAGGCCAACCAGCCCGCCACGGGCAGCUCGCCCUCCUGCAACCUUUACGCUGCCGAUGUCGUGCGUCCCCAAUACCAUUAUACUCCCUACCAGGGCUGGAUCAAUGACCCAGCUGGUCUCAUCCAGUGGAAUGGCCAGCAUCAUCUCUUCAGCCAGUUCUACCCAGAUGCCCCCCUCUGGGGCCCUAUGCACUGGUCUCAUGCUACCAGCCCAGACGCCGUACAUUGGGCCGAGCUCCCUGCCGCGCUGUAUCCACCAUAUCCAAACAAUCCACAAGAUACCAGCGGCCGCUGGACGGGUAGCGCCGUCAACGACAGCCAGAACCGGCUUCAUCUCGUCUUCACAGACUUCACCGACCUUGCAUUCCACCCUGGUGCCACGGAACAAGUUGUCUCAACGGCGACAAGCAGCGACGGUACAUCCUACUCUCUAUACCCACAAAACCCCGUCAUCGGUACCGUCCCCCCAAACUCUGGUAACGGUUUCCGUGACCCCAAGGUCUUCCAUGACCCGACGGAUAACAGUUGGAAGCUAGUGGUGGGCUCUGGUGAUGGUAGCCAAGGCAAGGUGCAUCUAUACCGGUCGACGGACCUGCUGUCAUGGACGUACGUCGGGGUGCUGUUUGAGGGUGACGGUUUCACAGGCUCGAUGUGGGAGUGUCCGAACUUCUUCCCGGUGGGCAACAAAUGGGUGCUCUUCUACGGUGGCCGCAGCCUUGGCUGGUUCGAAGUAGGAACCUACAAUGGUACCUCUUUCACCAGCGAGACACGCGGCCUACUGGACGCCGGCCCCGACAGCUACGCCAUGCAGUGGUAUCAAGACGCCGCCGGCCGCAACCUCGCCAUCACCUGGCUGGGCAACUGGCCGACCUCUAAGUGGCCGAGUCGCUUGAACGGCUGGGCUGGACAGCAGUCAAUCACCCGCGAGCUCUUCAUCCGUCCCGACGGUGGCCUGGGCAGUCGCCCGAUCCCCGAGCUGGCUAGCCUCGAACAGUCAGGAAAUGCCAAAUCCUGGACACAGAAGACCGUCGGCGAUACCGCAAUCGUUCUGGGCCAUACCACCACCGCUCGUCUCCGACUCACCGUCGAUGUCCCUUCUGCUUCCGCGACCUCCUUCUCUAUUCGGCUGUUCUCAUCAUCCGCUGAGUUCGUUCUCGUGUCCUACAACUUCGCCACGAGGAUCCUCACCCUCGACACCUCCAACGCCGGCUACGGUCAGACAGGGCAGUGGCAGCCUGUGGUGGUACCCGGAAGUGACGGCAAGUUGUCGCUGGAUAUUUUCCUUGACCGUAGCACGCUUGAGAUUUUUUCGUCCGAUGGCGUCGUCACUAGCGCGCGUGUCUAUCCGCGGUACCAGGAGUCGCAGGACAUUACGAUCGAAGCGAGUGGGCAUAUUGUGUUUGAUAGCAUUUCACUGACGCCUUUGGGGUCGAGUUGGUGUUAG
Molecule: messenger RNA, 2061 nt
Organism: Penicillium subrubescens
Lineage: Eukaryota; Fungi; Ascomycota; Eurotiomycetes; Eurotiales; Aspergillaceae
Product: glycoside hydrolase family 32 protein
Exons: 1
Coding region: 1-2061 (686 amino acids)
Biological process (GO): carbohydrate metabolic process
Molecular function (GO): hydrolase activity, hydrolyzing O-glycosyl compounds
Source: RefSeq, a predicted model, not a curated record